AGGACGCAGCUAUGUCUGCGUUCCAGGACUUUGGGCCCCUCUCGGAGCGGCGAAGGGCGGAUAAGGCUCAGAGGAGGAGGAAGCACCUCAUGGCCGCCAGUGCCGUUGCUUCCGUAAUGCUUAUCCUCUCCGCCGUCGUGGCGGCUGCUGUGCUUUACAAUCCAACGCAUCGUGCCGCAGAUACCUCGAGCAAGCAGUCCAGCAGUGACUCCCAUCCAUCGAGCCGUAACGAAGGGAAGGAUCAUCCCACCACUGCCACUCUCAUCCAGAUCAUCUGUGCGCCGACGGACUAUAAGAGCUCUUGCGAAUCUAGUCUCAAAAAGUUGACCAACAGCACCUCCUCCCCCAAGGAUUAUGUCCGCGCCGCCGUCACCGCCCUCGUCGACGAGGUAGGAAAGGCCUUCGCCCGAUCCGACGACAUCAAGUCCGAUGACCCGGCGGUGAAGACCGCCGUCAAGCUAUGCCAGGAGAUGCACGGGUACGCCUUGGGCGAGCUCAACCACACCCUCCGCACCAUCGACUCGCACUCCCUCUCCCAGCUCCCGGCGCAGGUGCACGAGCUCAAGAACUGGCUCAGCGCCACCGCUGCCUACCAGCAGACCUGCAUCGAUGGCUUCCCCAAGGGAGAACGGCAGGACAAGAUGCAGGAGGCGCUGGACUCGGCCAAGCGCUCGACAAGCAACGCUCUGACCAUCGUCGGCAAGGUCUCGACUUUCAUGUCGAUGCAACAUGGCCUAGGCGCCAGGCGUCGCCUUUUCGAGGAAGAGGGCGACGACGACGACGACGGUGGCGAUGGAAUUCCGGCGUGGGUGGAGGAGUCGGAGCGUAGGGUGUUGCAGAGCCGCGCCACCAAGGAGUUCACGCCCAAUGUGACAGUGGCCAAGGACGGAAGCGGAGAUUUCAAAACUAUUUCAGACGCUCUUGCUCAUUUGCCGGCCAAAUAUGACGGAAGGUACGUGAUUUACGUGAAGGAGGGGGUGUACGCGGAGCAAGUAGAGGUGGGAUCGAACAUGAUCAACAUCACAAUGUAUGGAGAUGGAUCAAGGAAGACGAUUGUCACGGGAAGCAAGAACUACGUUGAUGGAGUGAAGACAUUCCAUACAGCCACCUUCGCUGCCAUCGGCGACGGCUUCAUGGCAGUGGCGAUGGGGUUCCAGAACACGGCUGGCGCAGAAAAGCACCAAGCGGUCGCACUCCGAGUGCAAUCCGACCGCGCCAUCUUCCUCAACUGCCGCAUGGAGGGUUACCAGGACACUCUAUACGCCCACUGCCACCGCCAGUUCUACCGCGGCUGCCUCAUCCUCGGCACCAUCGAUUUCAUCUUCGGAGACGCUGCUGCCGUCUUUCAAAACUGCAUCCUCACCGUCCUCCGCCCCCUUGAUAACCAACAGACCAUCGUCCUGGCCCAGGGCCGCACGCUCCCCCAAGAAAUCACCGGUUUCGUUCUCCACAGUUGCCGCAUCGUGCCUGAUCCUGCCCUCGCCAAUCCAAACCCAGCGCCCAAGUCUCCAUUCCGGAACUACCUCGGCCGGCCGUGGCAGAACUUCUCUCGCACUGUCAUCAUGGAAUCCGAAAUCGGCGACUUCGUCGACCCGGAGGGAUACAUGCCCUGGGACGGUGACUUCGGCCUUAGCACCCUUUCCUAUGCAGAAUACAACAACAAAGGAGUCGGCGCCGCCACCGCUAAGCGGGUCAACUGGCCUGGCGUCAAGGUCAUCUCCCAGGCGGAGGCCAGCGCCUUCACGCCGGCCGACUUCAUCCAGGGCGGCGAUUGGAUCGGAAAGACUGAUACCCCUGUUCACCUCGGUCUUUACGGCCAAUGA
Zingiber officinale is the source of this 1823-nucleotide messenger RNA. Its product is annotated as pectinesterase-like. The record is from RefSeq and is a predicted model, not a curated record. Gene Ontology annotation, biological process: cell wall modification. Lineage: Eukaryota; Viridiplantae; Streptophyta; Magnoliopsida; Zingiberales; Zingiberaceae. The transcript is spliced from 4 exons. Gene Ontology annotation, molecular function: pectinesterase inhibitor activity; pectinesterase activity. Bases 12 to 1823 code for a protein of 603 amino acids.